This is a messenger RNA of Dendronephthya gigantea, 858 nucleotides long. Its product is annotated as 39 kDa FK506-binding nuclear protein-like. The record is from RefSeq and is a predicted model, not a curated record. Lineage: Eukaryota; Metazoa; Cnidaria; Anthozoa; Malacalcyonacea; Nephtheidae. The transcript has 5 exons. Bases 1 to 858 code for a protein of 285 amino acids.
AUGGACUUCUUUACGGAACAAUUUGAAGGUGAAGAUGACUGCGACUGCGAGUUUGGUGAAGUCAAAGAUGCCUUGUUGGAAGAUUUAGAGAAGAGUAGCCAUGCAUCGCCACAAGAUCAUGAUGACAAUGUGCAAUGUCAAGCGCCUCCAAAAAAGGUCAAGAAGACUCUUGGUUCACUUACAAGUAUGCGCAAGAUGUUGGAGCAGUCUUGCUCGUUGCAGUCACCAAGAAGCAGACUGGCGCAAGAGAUAGAUUACAGGAAAAUCCCAACUGUGGAAGGCGACGACGACCCUCUAUUGGAUGACUCCAUGGCCUCUCUUGGAAUAUGUGAUGACGAUCAACAUGAGUUAGGCGAGAAAGAAGAAGGUGAAAAUGAGGACAGUGAGGAAGACAUUUCCGAUGAAGACAAAGAUGAGAAUAUGAAUGAAGAUGGGCAUGAAAAUAAAGAUGAAGGUGAGAAUGAGAAUGAUGAUGAAGAUGAGAUUAAAGAUGAAGAUGAAGAGGAAGAUGAGAAUGACGACGAUGAGAAUAUGAAUGGAGAUGAGGAACGCCAUCUUCUUGAUUUGUUGGUUAAUUCCAUGGGAAAGGACCAAGUUCGUGGGCAGUUUCAGGAAGGGAGCGGUGGUAGAUUUAAAAAGAAGGAACUGGGACAAUUGUCAUGGAGGGGCAUCAUUCAUCAUUUAUACGAAACCAACAGAACGAUUGUUUGCAAAUGCGAUGGCAAGAAGCCCAAGCCAACAAAAAAAGCCCCCGCACACAAAAAUAUCGCCUUGUCCGAAAACCAAUCUCAGACACGCCUUGUUUUCUCGAAUAAUAUAAACGCAAUCGGAGAUGACGAGGCAAUGUUUCUACUUUGA